CUUGCAUUACAGUUCAAUAUCGCGUAAUGUCGACGGGUCGCUUGUCAAACUCGUCUAUUAACCUCACAAACUUUUAUAUUUCACUGAAUAAUUGACAGUCAAACAUAAUUCAUAAAUCGUAAUGAUACCAUAUUCCAACGAAUCGUGCGAAAUGUAAAACUAUAGGCAGAAAACUAAUUCGCGAGUGUAAAUCGAACGAAAACAACCUUAUCGUGCCGUAAUUACCGCGCACCGUCAAGAUUCCUCUGACAAUAAUAGAGAAUAUCACGGUAUUUAAGUUGAAAAAAAUGUCUAGUGCAAAGAUCAUCGAAAAUCCAGAAGUACCGGGAUUAGAAUGUUUUCUACCGCCACCUCCACCACCCCCACCACCAAUCAUAACUUCGAAAAGCAACAAUUUGCCAAUUACGACGGAACAACAACAACAACAACAACAACCGGUAACGACAGAAGCGACAACGACCGGUUUAACGAGCUGCGAAACAGCGGGAAAUCUAACAAUUGAAGCAGCAGCUACGGCGUUUCCAAACCUCCCUGUGCCAACACCAUAUAUCAUGCAUCCAGCGAUGCAAGCACAAACACCUGGACAACCAACUACUCCCUGGUGGAUACCCACAGACGCGGACACUUCCGAUCUUUAUGCACGAUGGUACGACACGACCUACAAGACGACAGCUGCGGCGGUCGCAUCACCUACUAUAUCAAUUUCCAACAAAGCUAAGAACAAAUAUUACAAACGCAAGAACGAGUUCAUCGAUCCUGCGCAAGAUGCUGAGAAAGUUGCAAGCGCCCAGAGGGAACUGUCAGCAUUAAUGAAACCGCUGAAAUGCGAUCUGUGCAAUGCAGUUAUGAACUCCACAUUGCAAGCAAAGUUACAUUACGAUGGAAAGCCGCAUCAGAAAAAAGUAUCGAUGUUUCUGAAUCAAAGCGUAAAGAAACAGAAAACCGAAGACGGCCAAGUCAGUAGUACGACCAGCGAUUGGCAAAAUUAUUGUGAUAUUUGUAAAACGUGGUUCACGUCGCAAACGGAUGCGACGCAACACUAUGCCGGUAAAAAACAUAUUAGAGCAGUAAACGGGGGACGUCGUGCGAGGCCGUCGAAGAAGUCGCAAAAUCAAAAUCAGUACAGUCAAAUAGAUCCCACCGGCCGAUUCGGGAUAGGAAUGGCUUUUCAGGCAGAAGUGCAAUCUGCACCGGCACAGCCGGUGCUAGUACCUGACGGUACCAAUGCGGUACCCGCGCCGGGGGCGGGGUCCAUCUACACACCACCUCCUUAUCCAACGCCAUUGCGUUGCGAUCUGUGUGGGGUUUCCGCUAAUCGACAGGACCAAUUGGAAACGCACAAGCGUGGCGCCAGGCAUUUGAGAAUGCUCAGGUUGAACGGGUUACCCGUGCCCGAGCCUGCAACCGAGAGCGAAGCGAUACCCGCCACUCCUGGACCAAUAGAUUAUUCCAUUUACCGAACGCCAUCAGGCCAGUAUUAUUGCGCACCGUGCAACCUGUCGUUAAAUUCCGAGAGCACGUUCGCUCAACACGUGGAGAGCAAAAAGCACAAGAAUCAGUCGAACCCAAAGUCUCCGUCUAACGCGGUGGUGGUAUCGAAGAAAGCCAGAUUCAAGAAGAAAUAAGGGCUCGGCGGGAUCGCACGUUAUUUCUUCGUCUUCUGUCCACUGUUUUCACCGAAAACUUUUCUCUCAUUUUUUGAUCAAGCAGAUGUUUUGUCGUUGUAUCGAGGCAACGUGCGACGAUCUGUGCCUAAAGAUAAGAAAUAAAUAACUCUUGUUCGAUAUAUAGAUUCAGUCCGGAUCGGCGGACAAUUUUUUUUUUUUUUUUUAGAGAAGAAACCUUCUCUCUCUGAGAAGAAACCUUCAACAUGGCCGCGAGACUAUAUAAACACGAAAAUUAUAAAUUGAUGCGAAGAUAGAUCGGAUCUUCGCGUGUCUGAUGGGAAAGAUAAGUCUGUUAGUGCGCGAGCGUUAUUUAAAUUAAGCGACGAUUAACUCUAAAUUCGAUUUUUAGCAGAGACGAACGGUUAUUAUGGAUUACGGUGGUGGCUCGUUAACCGUCUCGGUUAGGCUACGCGACUAAUCGCCCACAUUUAUUCAAUUACGAAACCAUUAACUCGAACUCGAGCUCCCCGCCGUUCAAUUCGCGAAAUCACGCGCGCUUCUCUUACCCAGCACGCGUCUUUUGCUCAACGCGUCCAAGUGAAAUUUAUGCGCCGUUUCAUUCCCCGACCUUCCACAAAAUUUAUGACCGAGCCAGCCAGCCAGCCAGCCAUACUCGAAUACCCUCCUCUAUUAAUUACCUCCUAAGACACGUAUGACGGAUUAACGUUUUCAGCCUGUUUUUACUGUCACUUUACCCACGACGAAUAUAUCUUUUGACAGCGAUGGUGACCAACCGAAUAAAAAUGUCGGCGUAAAGCAUGAAUCAACGAACGAGAAACCCUGGAGCUACAUUCACGAUACCCAAAAAUGGCAACGAGGAGGGAACGUAAAAGCUCCUGUCUUUACGUUCUUCUUACCUAUGUCUUUCGAUACAAACCGGGUAUAAUAAUACCAAUUGAAUCGUGUGAAGAGGAAUUUUUCAAAAGGACAAAGAUUAGUCGUCGUUCGCGGCAUAUUCUUUAAGAAAUAUCGAAGCAGCUUGAAAUUAUCGAACAGACCAAAGACACUGUAGGCAGUGCGUAAAUAAUCUCUCGCUUAUGUACGUGGAAAUUCUUACGAAGCAUCUUCUUUCUGAAAUUUGCAUUUCCUAACGAUUUUCUAACAAAUUCACGCUAAUUUAUACUCGACCAUUUUCUUCUUCCUCAAAAGAUUUCCAUCUCUCAAAAACUGCUGCUGUUCUACCUACCAAUGAGCCCAGAGAUUAGGAUCAUCCUCGCACUUGUUCGAUCCUUGCUUUAUACCUGGAUUUUUACGAUUCUACGCGUUCAAAGUGUCCCUCCUCCCUUUUUUCCUAUUCCUCGCUGUGCUGCUCCUCGACGAAAUCCCUUUUCCCUUUUCAUCUUCUCGACCACUCGUGGCGCACACCUAUUAUUUCUCUCUAUUCUUCUAGCCUUUGGAGAAGAGCCGAAAUGCUGAUUUCACGCAACGUAAGCGGAGGGGAAAAUGUUGAAAAUGUUUCGAGCGGUGAAACGGAAGUCGAUUCGCGAGACAAAGGUAAGAAGACGCGAUAAGAAGGAAGAACGGAAAUCGAUUUGUCACGCGGUCAGAUAUAAUGCCCGUAAAAACUUAUUAAUCAUCGGCCGCCCGUUUAGAUAUUCGAUGAAAUUCUUCCCGAUGACUGGAGAGAAUUUCUCGGAAAGUCUGAGAACUCGAAGUAUAUGAGUCGCCCCUUUUUCUUUCUGAAGUCUUGCCGACACUGACACGACAGAAUCACUCGAUAAACGAGAGCAAAUGAUCGGGGGAGGCCUUCGAUUAAAGAUAAACCAGAAAAUUGUCUCACCAGAUAACGAAGAAUUACUCUUCUCUUUUCCUUUUCUUUCUUUUUUUUUUUUUUUUUCAUUCGAGCAAUUAAUAGUUCUCGUUCAAAAUUCACUACAUGACCGCGUACAUCACGUUACGGUACGUGUAACAGACUAAGAGCGACGUGUAAACCUUAUGAUCGAUGAUUAUGCAACUAUUCACGCAGAAAUCCUCUUCCGUGAUUACGUGGAUCCGCGUUAUUAGCAAGACACAGGUCGAUGAAUAAACGUCUCGUCGAAUAAUGAACACCAAUUCGAAUACAGACGUCAAUUUGCUAUCCGUGUAUAUUCGUUUUUCUUUUCU
Molecule: messenger RNA, 3770 nt
Organism: Apis mellifera (honey bee)
Lineage: Eukaryota; Metazoa; Arthropoda; Insecta; Hymenoptera; Apidae
Product: zinc finger protein 346-like
Exons: 8
Coding region: 288-1625 (445 amino acids)
Cellular component (GO): nucleus
Molecular function (GO): zinc ion binding; nucleic acid binding
Source: RefSeq, a predicted model, not a curated record